AUGGCGGACACCACCAGCAGCAAGAAGAACAUCGCAGUAGUAGUAGGCGGCUACUCAGGCGAGUAUGACGUAUCCAUCAGCACCGGCGCGGCCAUCUACACCAACGUCGACCGGUCCAGAUACAAUCUCUAUAAGAUCGUCAUCCCCCGCGACCCCAAGGCGGCGUGGUACCACUUGACCGACUCUAGCCAAGAAAUCCCCGUGGACAGGAAUGACUUCAGCGUCACCCUCCCCUCCUCUUCUGGUUCUGGCGAAAACAAUCAAAAAAUCAAGUUCGACCUAGCCUACAUCUCCAUCCACGGCAAUCCCGGCGAAAACGGCGUUUUGCAAGGCUACUUCGAUAUGCUCGGCCUCCCCUACACUUCUUGCGGGUUCUACGCCUCCUCGUUGACAGCCAAUAAGGGACAUUGUAAUCCCGUAGUGCGCAGCUUUGGGGUCGUGGCGGUGGCCAAGUCCCGGCUGCUUCACCGCACCCAAGUCAGCAGUUUUGACGCCGACGCCCUCUUGCGGGAAUUCGAGCUGCCCGUCUUUGUCAAGCCCGCGUCGGGCGGAAGCAGCGUGGCCACCACCAAAGUCAAGAGCCGCGAGCAGGUAGUCCAAGCGGUGGAAGACGCCAUGCGCGAAGACGGCAACGGGCAAGUGUUGGUGGAGGAGUUCAUUGCCGGUCGGGAGUUCGACUGCGGCGUGAUUCGCGAUGCGGCGGGGAAGUUGCAUGUGUUCCCUAUCACUGAGGUGAUCCCCCACGGUGAUAGCGAGUACUUUGACUACAACGCCAAGUACAACGGGUCGUCGAGCAAGGUGACGCCUGCGGAAGUGGAGGAGGAGGUUAGCGAUCGCAUCAAGGAUGUGUCGGCGCAGCUGUACGAUCUGCUGGAUUGUCGCGGCGUAGUACGCUUCGAUUAUCGGUAUGACACCGACAAGAAGCAGCUGUACUUCCUCGAGGUCAACACGAUACCGGGCCAGACGCCGGAGAGUAUGGUGCCGCAGCAGGCGAGAGCCGCGGGUAUCAGCAUUGCUGAGCUCUAUCAUAUGGUGAUCGAAGGUGCCCUGGCGGCGGCGGCGGCAGCAUCGCGAUGA
Molecule: messenger RNA, 1077 nt
Organism: Sordaria macrospora k-hell
Lineage: Eukaryota; Fungi; Ascomycota; Sordariomycetes; Sordariales; Sordariaceae
Biological process (GO): peptidoglycan biosynthetic process
Cellular component (GO): cytoplasm
Molecular function (GO): ATP binding; D-alanine-D-alanine ligase activity; metal ion binding
Source: RefSeq, a predicted model, not a curated record